Messenger RNA from Chionomys nivalis (European snow vole), 1627 nucleotides. RefSeq names its product mitochondrial fission factor (gene Mff). The coding region runs from base 506 to 1567 and encodes 353 amino acids. The record is from RefSeq and is a predicted model, not a curated record. Gene Ontology annotation, cellular component: peroxisome; mitochondrial outer membrane. NCBI's taxonomy places the organism in Eukaryota, Metazoa, Chordata, Mammalia, Rodentia, Cricetidae. The transcript is spliced from 12 exons. Gene Ontology annotation, biological process: positive regulation of mitochondrial fission.
CGCCACAGCCGUGACCCCCGCCUCCCGGGCCGGGCAGAGCGGCCCGGGCCUUGUCUUGUCCUCACGGCCCUGCCCUGCUGUUCUCAGGGGCCGGCUUCUUCACUCUUUCUAUCUUGGCGUCUUGUUCUGUGGAACAAAAAUCCAACUUAAUGACGAAACAAACAAACAACAACAAAAACCCCCACCUAUUCGGGGUUAGGAAGCGGGAGGAAGUCUGUAAGCUUGGACCUGGGCUGUUUUUGCGCACCUCUUCCUAGGGCCCAGGGACAAAAGUGGCUCUCAAUCUAGCACAUGUACAUUGGAGCAGUUGAAGGAUUUAAUAUGAAGCCCAGAAGCAGAUAGUGCCAAAUAGCAAGCCUGUUAUUUCACAUUUCUGGAAAAGCAGUGUCCGUGUUGUUAUGUACACCUCCAAAAACAGUUCAGAUCUGUAGGGGAGUUGUUGUAAAGUAAACAGCUACAGGGUAGCAGUAUUAAUAGCUAUUGUAGACGUAUUUGCUCUGUUAAAAUGAGUAAGAAAACGGGCAGUGACACACCACUAGGAAGGGUGAGUGGGGCAGCAUUUCCUUCUCCCACUGCUGCUGAGAUGGCAGAAAUUAGUCGAAUUCAGUAUGAAAUGGAAUACACCGAAGGUAUUAGUCAGCGAAUGAGGGUCCCGGAAAAGUUAAAAGUGGCUCCAGCAAAUGCUGACCUGGAACAAGGAUUCCAAGAAGGAGUUCCCAACGCCGGUGUUAUUAUGCAAGUCCCAGAGAGGAUCGUUGUUACAGGAAAUAAUGAAGACAUUUCAUUUUCAAGACCAGCAGAUCUUGACCUUAUCCAGUCCACUCCCUUUAAACCUCUGGCACUGAAAACACCACCACGAGUGCUCACACUGAGUGAGAGACCACUAGAUUUUCUGGAUUUAGAAAGACUACCUCCAACUCCUCAAAAUGAAGAAAUCCGAGCAGUUGGCAGGCUAAAAAGAGAACGUUCUAUGAGUGAGAAUGCUGUUCGCCAGAAUGGACAGCUGGUCAGAAAUGAUUCCAUGUGGCACAGAUCAGAUUCUGCCCCAAGAAAUAAAAUUUCAAGGUUCCAGGCAUCGAUUUCUGCACCGGAGUACACUGUGACACCAUCGCCACCACAGACUCGGGUCUGUCCUCCCCAUAUGCUACCUGAAGAUGGAGCUAGUCUUUCCUCUGCCCGUGGCAUUUUGUCGCUUAUCCAGUCUUCUACCCGUAGGGCUUACCAGCAGAUCUUGGAUGUGCUGGAUGAAAAUCGCAGUGUGAGAAGACAAAAUGAGAUACGUUGUGAAAGACCUGUGUUGCGUGGUGGGUCAGCUGCCGCCACUUCUAAUCCUCAUCAUGACAACGUCAGGUAUGGCAUUUCAAGCAUAGAUGCAGCCAUUGAAGGAGCGUCAGAUGACAUGACUGUGGUAGAUGCAGCUUCAUUAAGACGUCAGAUAAUCAAAUUAAAUAGACGUCUGCAACUUCUAGAAGAGGAGAAUAAAGAACGUGCUAAAAGAGAAAUGGUCAUGUAUUCAAUUACUGUGGCAUUCUGGCUGCUUAAUAGCUGGCUCUGGUUUCGACGCUAGAGGUAACCUCAGCAUUCACAUAUAUUGUCUCAACACCUGGAAAUAUAAAGAAUUUGCAAA